Messenger RNA from Pseudocercospora fijiensis CIRAD86, 3140 nucleotides. RefSeq lists its product as uncharacterized. Gene Ontology annotation, cellular component: plasma membrane. The transcript is spliced from 2 exons. Bases 159 to 2819 code for a protein of 886 amino acids. NCBI's taxonomy places the organism in Eukaryota, Fungi, Ascomycota, Dothideomycetes, Mycosphaerellales, Mycosphaerellaceae. Gene Ontology annotation, molecular function: calcium-activated cation channel activity. The record is from RefSeq and is a predicted model, not a curated record.
UCGACCUGACCUGACCUCACCUCUUCACCGACCACAUUGCCUUCUGUCCCGCCAACACAGAGCAUUAAUUUUCUGUCAUUAUUCAUCCAGACGAGCGUGUGCGUCCCAUAACAAGCCUGCUGCUCCCGCGGCAGGCGUCUCUCUCACGUCACGUCGACAUGGGUAACUCUUGCGGCGGCAUCAGCCAAAGCGGAGACGCGAAUAUCGGCUCUUCGCAGUCCUCCAGCACCAACGACUCCAACUCGGCCACUUCAGUCGUCUCGGUUAUUGCCCCAGUCGCCCUCUAUGCCUUGAUCUGGGCCUUUCUUUUCCUCGUUUUGCGCAAUAGAUUCCCCAGAUAUUACAGACCUCGCACCUUCGUCGGCUCAUUGCGAGAAGAACAGCGGACCCCCCGACCCAAAGAUGGCCUCUUCAACUGGUUUGCCGAGUUCUGCCGUCUCCCCGACACCUACGUCUUGAACCACCACACUCUCGACGCUUACCUCUUCUUGCGAUUCCUCAAGAUCUCCUGCGUCUGCUGUCUCGUCGGCUGUUUGAUAACAUGGCCAGUGCUGUUCCCAGUCAACAUCACGGGCCAAGGUGGCCAAAAGCAACUCGAUAUCCUCACAAUGGCCAACCUCGUGGCCCCAGACGGCAGCUCACCGAACAGCUACUACUUCCGCUACUUCGCUCACGCAGGCUGUGCCAUCCUCUUCUUCAGCUUCGUCAUCUACAUGAUCACGCGCGAGCUCAUUUACUUCAUCAACCUGCGCCAGGCAUACCUCAUGUCGCCAUUCUAUGCGAGCCGUAUCUCCUCGCGUACAGUCCUGUACACGAGCAUUCCGGAGGACUACAUGAGCGAGCAGAAGCUUCGAAGCAUGCUCGAGCCAGGCGUCCGCAAGAUCUGGCUGUCUACCGAUUGCAAAGAGCUGGAAGAGCUUGUUGAAGAGCGCGAUAAGACCGCCAUGAAGCUUGAAGCCGCUGAGACCAAGCUGAUCAAGACUGCAAAUGCCAACAGACUCAAGGCUGAGAAGGAGACUGGGCGCCAGAACUCCGAGGAGGCUGCAAUCGGCGAGGAAGGCGCUGUUGCCGCUCGCUACCUCCAGGAGAAAGAGCGCCCCACACACAAGCUCAAGUUUUUGAUCGGCAAGAAGGUCGACACCAUCGACUGGUGCCGCAGCGAGCUUAAGAGCCUCAUCCCCAAGGUCGACGCGGCUCAAGCCAAGCACAAGGCCAACCAAGCCACGCUGCUCAACUCCGCCUUUGUCGAAUUCGAUACCCUCAGUGCCGCCCAAGCUGCAUACCAGAGCCUCACUCAUCACCACGUCCUCCAGAUGUCACCGCGAUUCGUCGGCAUGAGCCCUGAAGAAGUCGUCUGGUCCAACCUGCGCAUCAAGUGGUGGGAGAGAGUUGUCCGCCAGAUCGCAACGACAACCUUCAUUGUCGCCUUGGUCCUCUUCUGGUCCAUCCCUGUCGCCGUCGUCGGUGCCAUCAGCAACAUUACCUACCUGACCUGCUCACUGCCAUGGCUGAGCUUCAUUGACGACAUCCCAUCUGCCGUCCGUGGUGUCGUGACCGGUCUGCUUCCCGUCAUUCUGCUGGCCGUACUCAUGUCACUCCUUCCCAUUAUUCUCCGCAAGAUGGCCAAGCUUGCAGGCGCUCCAACACUUAGUGCCGUGGAGCUUCACUGCCAGAACAGCUACUUCGCCUUCCAGAUCGUCCAGGUCUUCCUCGUGGCAACUCUGGGAUCCGCUGCAUCUUCUGUGGUCCAGAGUGUGGUUGACGACCCAUCCAGCGUCACCACCCUUUUGGCCACGCAAUUGCCAAAGGCAAGCACAUUCUAUCUUUCCUACUUUGUCCUUCAGGGCCUCGGAAUUGUCUCUGGUCUCUUGGUCGGUCUCGUUGGCCUCGUUCUCUUCAUGGUCCUUGGAAAGAUCCUGGACAAGACACCACGCAAGAUGUACUCACGCUGGAUCAAGCUGAGCGGCCUCGGCUGGGGCACUCUCUUCCCCGUCUACACCAACUUGCUCGUCAUUGCAUUCUGUUAUGCUGCCAUCGCUCCACUCGUCAUGGGAUUUGCGGCAAUAGGAUUGUCCCUCUUCUACUUCGCCUACCGAUACAACCUCCUCUUCGUGUCCAACGCGUCCAUUGACACCAAGGGUCUGGUCUACCCACGUGCGCUGAAGCACCUCUUCGUCGGCUUGUACGUAGCCGAGGUCUGCCUCAUCGGCCUGUUCGCCAUCGCCACCGGCUCCAGCAUUGGCGCUUUGGGACCGCUGAUUUUGAUGAUCGUCUUCCUCAUCUUCACCGCGCUCUACCACAUCAGCUUAAACAGCGCCAUGGACCCACUGCUCAACUACCUGCCAAAAUCUCUCGACGCCGAGGAGCGACGCCUUCUUCAGAUCGAGAAUGGCAACGUUGCAGAGGGCGAUCAGUACGCCGACGGUGCCGGUAAGGAAGGGGCACACGUUCACAGCACUGGCGCCAACCACGAGCUCGGCGCAGCUCCGCAGAAGAAGCCAAACUUCUUCACCAAGUGGCUGCGCCCGGACCUUUACGCCGACUACGAGACCAUGCGCCGACUUGUACCAAAGGACAUUGCCAUCAACUAUACAGAGGAGACCGAGGAUCACGCUUUCUACAACCCAGCAAUCGGCAGCCCGGCACCCCUUCUCUGGAUCCCACGCGACCCAGUCGGCAUUUCACGACAGGAAGUGGCAGACACCGGCAAGGUCAUCCCCAUCACAGACGAGGGUGCUUACCUUGAUGACAAGAACAAUGUGUGCUGGGACGCCGAUGAAGGCCGCCCUCCAAUUUAUGAAGAGAAGAUCUACUACUAAAUGUGAGCACUGCUUUCACAGCUGGGACUCCAGAACCGGACCAGUGUACAUGAUACCCCCUUUGGCGUACAGUCUUUCGGAGAAUAGCAUUUGCAGGCUAGAGCUUUGGGCCAGCCUGAAGCGAUGAUACCAGAAGGAAGGUGCUUGCGUGUCGGUCGUUGGUGCUUGAGCAUCGUUGGGAAGAAAUACAUGAUUGGAGGUGUAAGUGGUUAGAGAGGCAGAGAAAGACCCUAUAAUGGGCACGUUCGUAAGCACACUCAGAUACGUCUUUUGAUAUGAAAGCAUGAGUUGAGAUCGAUCAUUCGAUCAUCCAGCAAAGCU